This is a messenger RNA of Ictalurus furcatus (blue catfish), 726 nucleotides long. It is a transcript of the gene h3-3a, whose product is annotated as H3 histone, family 3A. The coding region runs from base 90 to 500 and encodes 136 amino acids. Gene Ontology annotation, cellular component: nucleosome. The transcript has 4 exons. The record is from RefSeq and is a predicted model, not a curated record. Lineage: Eukaryota; Metazoa; Chordata; Actinopteri; Siluriformes; Ictaluridae. Gene Ontology annotation, molecular function: structural constituent of chromatin; DNA binding; protein heterodimerization activity.
CACAUCGGGAUAUCUAAAGCGGGAGGUCGUGGGGACACGAGGAAAGAAAGCACGACUGUUUUAUUGACUUUUCAGCGUGAGGGGAGACCAUGGCUCGUACCAAGCAGACUGCGCGUAAAUCUACUGGUGGGAAAGCGCCCAGGAAACAACUGGCUACUAAAGCAGCGAGGAAGAGCGCGCCCUCUACUGGUGGAGUCAAGAAACCUCACCGAUACAGACCUGGGACUGUUGCUCUGAGAGAGAUUCGUCGUUACCAGAAGUCGACGGAGUUGCUCAUUCGCAAGUUGCCGUUUCAGCGUCUGGUCAGAGAAAUCGCACAGGAUUUCAAAACUGACUUGAGGUUCCAGAGUGCAGCCAUCGGUGCUCUUCAGGAAGCAAGUGAGGCUUACCUUGUUGGCCUGUUUGAAGACACUAACCUGUGUGCCAUUCACGCCAAGAGGGUCACAAUCAUGCCCAAGGACAUCCAACUGGCAAGGCGAAUCCGAGGGGAGCGAGCAUAAUGACCAUUUUGUCUUGUUUUAAUCUUUGUUUAACCGUACACUCUAAAGCAGUGGAUUUUAACUGAUUGCAUAAUUUUGUAAAACAUUCCCUACAGACUCAGGUUUCCGGUGAAUAAUGUGUAUUUACUAUUAGCAGUGCUCAUUGUAGAGUAGCAUUAGUUUGCAUGCUGCAAUAUUUAUCUUUUUACAUUGAUUAUUGGGUUGUUAAUAAAAUUUCACUACCUCA